Talaromyces amestolkiae is the source of this 981-nucleotide messenger RNA. RefSeq lists its product as uncharacterized. Gene Ontology annotation, cellular component: oligosaccharyltransferase complex. NCBI's taxonomy places the organism in Eukaryota, Fungi, Ascomycota, Eurotiomycetes, Eurotiales, Trichocomaceae. The coding region runs from base 1 to 981 and encodes 326 amino acids. The record is from RefSeq and is a predicted model, not a curated record. The transcript is spliced from 4 exons.
AUGAGGCUGCUUUCCUACUUCACUGCACUACUGUGCACCACAGGAGUUGCCCUGUCGGCAGCAACAACCAAAAGUGACAAGCUAGCUCGCUUCCAGUCCCUCUCCCGAUCAACUCCAAUCGACUUGGAUGAUUCGACAUACAAUGACCUCACAUCGGCGCCCCGAGACUAUCAUGUCGCCGUUAUGCUCACAGCUACAGAUGCGCGCUUCGGCUGUGCCCUCUGCCGAGAAUUCCAACCGGAGUGGGAUCUCAUUGCAAAAAGCUGGAACAAGGGCCAAGCCGGUGAUGUCGACUUGAUCUUUGGCACACUAGACUUCAGCAAUGGGAAGGAAACCUUUAGACAGCUAAUGUUACAAACUGCCCCCGUGGUACUAUUAUUCCCCCCAACAGUGGGACCUGGCGCAACGGCCGAUGGAGCACCUCAAAGAUUCGACUUGUUUGGCCCGACUACCGCUGAACAAGCCUACGUCUGGAUCACCCGUCAUCUCCCCGAAGGCCCGAAACCGCAAUUGGUGCGUCCCAUCAACUACAUGCGACUUGCGUCCGCAGUCACCCUUCUGCUUGGCGCAAUUACUCUUUUCACAGUAACAUCGCCUUACGUGAUUCCUAUUAUCCAGAACAGGAAUAUAUGGGCGGCCAUCAGCUUGAUUGCUAUCCUUCUAUUUACUAGCGGACAUAUGUUCAACCACAUCCGCAAGGUUCCAUAUGUUGCGGGAGACGGAAGAGGUGGAAUUUCCUACUUUGCCGGCGGAUUCUCAAACCAGUUUGGCAUGGAAACCCAGAUUGUGGCUGCAAUGUAUGGCAUACUUUCCUUUGCAGUCAUUGCAUUAGCCUUGAGAGUUCCACGCAUGGCCGAUGCUAAGACUCAGCAAUUGGCUGUUAUUAUUUGGGGCGUUAUACUGCUCGGCAUGUACAGCUUCCUUCUCAGCGUCUUCAGGGCCAAGAACGGCGGCUAUCCUUUCUACCUACCUCCGUUCUAA